Molecule: messenger RNA, 2198 nt
Organism: Ricinus communis (castor bean)
Lineage: Eukaryota; Viridiplantae; Streptophyta; Magnoliopsida; Malpighiales; Euphorbiaceae
Product: ABC transporter G family member 8
Exons: 1
Coding region: 198-2060 (620 amino acids)
Cellular component (GO): membrane
Molecular function (GO): ATP binding; ABC-type transporter activity; ATP hydrolysis activity
Source: RefSeq, a predicted model, not a curated record
GAACAUACACAUUUUAAUUCAAAAAACAGUAGCUGGGGGGCACCUCAAACAUUUUAAUUCUCACAUCUUCUUAUCCACCGUCCACAGUAUUAUACGCAAAACUCCAUGGCCACUUUCUUCAACAUAUCUCUCUAUAUCUUUUUCUCCAAUCCUCAAAGCUUCUCUUUUCAUCUUUUGUCCCCUUACCCUCCUCCUCCAUGGAAGUCAAAUCACAAUCUUCGGUAUCCCAACCCCUACCUCUACCUCUACCGCUACCACCGCCACCUCCAUCGCCGCCGCCACCACCUGCCUCUCUUAAGACAUAUAAGUUAACAGCCUCAUCAAUCUCCUAUGCUAAAUCCACCACCAUAACAAAUAGCAUUACACCAUUCUUCCUCUUCAAGCACUGCACUACAACCCCACCAACUUACAUCCUCCGCGAUGUGUCAUUCACAGCUUAUCCAUCUCAAAUUCUUGCCAUCGUUGGGCCCAGCGGAGCAGGAAAAUCUUCUCUUUUAGACAUUUUAGCUGCAAGAACUUCCCCAACUAGUGGCACUCUCCUCUUCAACUCCUCCCCUGUCAAUCCUUCAUCGUUCCGCAAGCUAUCAGCUUAUGUUCCUCAACACGAUGCAUGCCUUCCUAUGCUCACUGUUUCCGAAACUUUCAUAUUCACUGGUCAUCUUCUCCACCCUAAAUCAUCAGAAAUCGCUACUACUGUUGAUUCUCUUCUCAGAGAGCUGAACUUAACACACUUGGCCAACGCUCGGCUAGCUAUUGGCCUAUCUGGCGGUGAACGUAGACGAGUAUCAAUAGGGCUGAGCCUCCUCCAAGACCCGAGGUUCUUACUUCUUGAUGAACCCACUUCGGGACUUGACAGUAAAUCAGCUCUUAAUGUUAUGCAAACUCUCAAGUCCAUUGCUACUUCACGUCUUCGAACUGUGAUUUUGUCCAUUCACCAACCAAGCUUCAAGAUCCUCUCUACUAUCGAUAAUAUACUAUUGUUAUCUAAAGGAACUGUUGUUCAUCAUGGAACGCUUUUUUCUCUACAAAGUUUUUUGCUCUCUAAUGGCUUUACUGUCCCUCCCCAGCUCAAUGCACUCGAAUAUGCUAUGGAAAUUUUGAAUCAGCUACAAGAGAGUAAUCCUUGUACUCCUUCAUCUCUCCCUCCAUCCUCAGAUGAUGAUGCUGCCAUAACUUCUCCUUGUGAUAAUAAAGCAAGAGAUGUCAGAUACAGGAGUUCAAGAAUCCAUGAAAUCCUUGUUCUUUAUAGUAGGUUUUGGAAGAUUAUUUAUAGAACAAGACAGCUUUUAUUGACAAAUACAUUAGAAGCUCUUAUAGUUGGCCUUGUUUUAGGAACAAUCUAUAUCAACAUUGGAUAUGACAAGCAAGGUAUUGAAAAGAGGUUCGGUCUAUUUGCCUUCACUCUUACGUUUCUUCUCUCUUCCACUACUGAAACACUCCCAAUCUUUAUCAAUGAAAGGCCAAUUCUCCUAAGAGAAACUUCAAGUGGGGUUUAUAGAUUAUCAUCUUAUCUAGUAGCAAACACUCUUGUCUUCUUGCCAUACUUGCUUGCAGUCGCUAUCAUUUACUCCGUUUCAGUUUAUUUUUUGGUGGGUCUUUGCGCUUCCUGGCAAGCUUUUGCUUACUUUGUUUUAGUUAUAUGGGUAAUUCUGCUGAUGGCAAACUCAUUUGUUCUAUUCUUGAGCUCUCUUGCUCCAAAUUAUAUAGCUGGAACUUCACUGGUGACCGUACUUCUUGCCGCAUUCUUUCUCUUCUCCGGCUAUUUCAUUUCACAAGAUAGCAUGCCUAAGUACUGGCUUUUCAUGCAUUUUUUGUCCAUGUACAAGUAUGCUCUUGACGCACUUCUCAUCAAUGAGUAUUCUUGCCUUUUAACUAAGUGUUUCUUGUGGUAUGAGGAAACCAAGACUUGCAUGGUGACUGGGAGCGAUGUAUUGCAGAAGAGAGGGCUCCAUGAGAAGCACAAAUGGACCAACAUUUACGUUUUGAUUGGAUUCUUCGUGUUCUACCGUGUGCUUUGUUUGAUGUUAUUGAUCAGAAGGGUUUCAAGAUCAAAAAAAUGAUCAACGACAAUUUCAUUGCUUGAAAAAAAAAAUGCAAUUUCUUCUGUAUGUUUUCUUUCUGCUUUUCAGUUGGAAAAUAAUUAUUGAACAUACAAUAGCAAAUCAAGUCUAAUUAGUUCAAGAACUACAUUCCCUGUA